This is a messenger RNA of Dentiscutata heterogama, 704 nucleotides long. The record is from the annotation of a GenBank genome assembly. Lineage: Eukaryota; Fungi; Glomeromycota; Glomeromycetes; Diversisporales; Gigasporaceae.
UUAUUACCGUACCUGCAUAUUUUAACGACUCUCAACGUCAAGCUACGAAAGAUGCGGGUCAAAUCGCAGGUCUAGACGUGCUCCGAGUUAUUAAUGAACCGACAGCCGCAGCACUUGCUUACGGGCUUGAUAAAGCUGGUGAUAAAAUCAUUGCGGUUUAUGAUUUGGGUGGUGGUACAUUUGAUAUUAGCAUUUUGGAAAUUCAUAAAGGAGUUUUCGAAGUCAAGUCAACCAAUGGAAAUACUCACUUGGGUGGUGAAGAUUUUGACAUUAAAUUAGUUAAACACAUCGUUGAUUCAUUCAAGAAAGAGGAAGGUGUCGAUUUAUCUAAUGAUCGAAUGGCGAUUCAACGUAUUCGUGAAGCAGCAGAGAAAGCCAAAAUUGAAUUAUCAUCAACGCUUCAAACAGAUAUCAAUCUUCCAUUUAUUACCGCUACCAAUGCUGGUCCCAAACAUCUCACUAUGAAAUUGACUCGCGCAAAUUUCGAGACUUUAACGAAAGAUCUCAUUGAGAUGACUAUUUCACCUUGCAAACAGGCUCUUAAGGAUGCCGGAGUUGAAACAAGAGAAAUUAGUGAAGUAAUAUUAGUUGGCGGUAUGACGCGUAUGCCUAAAGUUUUCGAACUUGUGAAAUCAACGUUUAAUCGCGAACCUACAAAGAGUGUAAAUCCUGAUGAAGCAGUAGCAAUCGGUGCUGCAAUUCAG